AUGCAACAUUACGGAUCGAUAGAACAAGAAGGAAAUAUUCCUACAGAUAAACACAAUGCCGCACGAAUACCACCACCUCCAUCCUUGCAUCGAACAACAAGUGGUCUUCAGCCGUACAAGGAGCAGCGUAGUCUCGGAGACGAAUCUGAUGAUUCUACACGAAUGAAAUGGAGCUGGGAUAUCCCAAAAGGCAACUCUACGGAGCCUCUCGCUGUCCUCGCCAAUGCUUCCUCCAUUUCGAAUAGUGGCAACCAUAGCCAUCAUCAUCAGGGCAACCAGUAUGGUGGUUACAACAAAGGAUUGUUCAGAUGGAUGCAGUCGUUUACAGUAGACAAAAGUCUUCUGCGAGCGAUUUGCAUGCUGUUGGCUGCUGCCAUUGUUAUCCCUAUUUUACUGCAAUCACGCGAGGAUGAUGAUGAAACCUAUAAUUCCUACUCUUCAGAAUUUGAAUUCUCGGGUAGUGGGACCUAUGAUUACAUUGUGGUCGGUGGAGGUCCAGCAGGAAUCAUAGUAGCCACCAAAUUGGCGCGAGACUUGGGUACCUCUAAGAUUCUUUUGCUUGAGGCUGGAACAAUCAGUCAAUCUUCUGUCAUGGAAAAAUUGUAUCGAAGAAAAAUGGAAGACUUGUCGUCAGUUGCUGAUAGCUCGGGACCUUCCUCCUUUUCUAUAUCAUCACUGUCUUCCUUUCCACAACUAUUGAACCAAUUGGAUAUUCCUCUAUUGUGGAGUGGGGUGGCCAGCAAAGCUUCGUCAGAAGAUCCAACGAGCACAACAGUCUCGGACGAUUUGCACCACUGGCAUGUGCCAAAGACUCUACUUGCAAAAGCACUCGGAGGGUGUGGAGUCCACAAUGCCAUGCUAUAUGUUCGAGCUCUUCGAACGGACUUUGAAAAGUGGAAUAUGACAGGAUGGUCAUCGGAUCGAAUGUUGCAAUACUAUCAAGACUUGGAAUCCUUUGAUAGAACUCCUCAAGCUGGAACCGAAUCAGAUCAACGCAGUCCCGCGACUAGCACAACAUUCCAACGAGGGACUAACGGUCCUAUUCGGACACAUCCAGCUGGACCAAUACUGGACAAUGUUGGCGAACUAUUUCGGCAAUCAUCUUCUCGGACCAUUGGGUUGGCAUCGUCACAAGGAUUCAACCACCCAGAUCCCUCCGCUCGGAUUGGAGCUGGCAUUUACGAGUUCAACAUUCGAAAUGGGGUUCGUGAUUCUGUAGCCCAGGCAAUUUUGGGUGAUCAAAUUGCCCAGGACAGCAAUGAUAGAAGCAGUGGUAUCCCAAAGAACUUGGAAAUUAUAUUAGGGGCAAGUGUGACUCGCGUUUUGACCAAGGCACCAAAGCAAUCCGAUAAUGGGCUGCUACCCAAAGCAAUCGGUGUCGAAUUCAUGGAUGAAUAUGGCCAGCUUCGUCAGGUGCUUCGGAAAGGACACGGUGCUGAUUCUUCAUCCUCUGAAGUAAUCUUAUCGUGCGGGGCCAUCAUGACACCACAAGUUCUCAGUAAUUCUGGAAUUGGCGAGAACGGAUCGGUGGUGAAUUUACCUGGAGUCGGAAAGAACUUGCAGGACCACCCAGUGGUUCCAGUUUUGUUCCGAUUGGCUCCAAACAUGACUGAACAAGAUGGAUCGAACUACUUAUUGGGGCAACAAUGGCAAACCUACUUGGAUGCUGUCCAAAGAGUGAGAUCGGAUGGUGUGUCCAUGGAUCAGCAAACCCGAAAUAAGUUGCUGCAACAAAUGGGAACUAUGGGAACUGCUGGAUUUUCCGUUGGUGCUUUCUUACGAUCUCCAUGGGCCAAAGACGAAGCACCCGAUUUGCAACUCACUGUCUUUCCCCGAUCGAUAGAGCCUCAUUUGGUGGACAAAGAACCUCAGUCCGAGUACAGUCGCAGCAUGGCCUCUAGUACCAUGUUGGUGACAAUUGCGUUGCUGGAUGCCGAUGCCAGAUAUGAACUCAAAGCGACUCAUUUUACAAGGAUCAAUCAAAGUCCACAUGAGUUCAACUACAUGCCAUCGUCGAGUCUUGGGAUUCCAUCCAUUGUUUUGCCACAAGAUUCCAAGGAAUACUUGUCUGACAUGGACAUUCGCCGCUUAACAUGGGGCAUUGAACAAGUCAGAAGGGUGCAACAAGCCCCACCAUUGGUGUAUAAUACCAAGGAAGAAGUCGUUCCUGGCGCCAGUGCCGAUCUGGAGGAGUAUGUUCGAUCCCACCACCUUCCAAACAGCCAUUGGACCGGUACUACCAAAAUGGGCCACGCCGAUGACCCGCUGUCAGUGGUCGACGAAACAUUGAAAGUCCGAAACAUGAAAGGGCUUCGAGUUGUGGAUGCUGGUGUCAUGCCUAUCAUCCCAAAUGGUAACACACACAGUUCUGUGACAGUUAUUGCAAGUCGAGCAGCUGAUCUCAUUCGAAACGGAAUUCAGGCUACGACGUAA
Cylindrotheca closterium is the source of this 2433-nucleotide messenger RNA. NCBI's taxonomy places the organism in Eukaryota, Bacillariophyta, Bacillariophyceae, Bacillariales, Bacillariaceae. The record is from the annotation of a GenBank genome assembly.